Seminavis robusta is the source of this 441-nucleotide messenger RNA. NCBI's taxonomy places the organism in Eukaryota, Bacillariophyta, Bacillariophyceae, Naviculales, Naviculaceae. The record is from the annotation of a GenBank genome assembly.
AUGCGCCUGGCCUUGAAUGGCAGUGUAGUGCAUGUGCUUGCCUUGCAAAUAGAUGGGAUCUACGCCCGGAAUCUCGCUGGAAGCAGUCUCCAUGGAAGACCUCGCGGGGUAACCCUUCCUCCAAGGCGUCAGGCCAAGAAACAUGAAUGCGUUGAAGAGGAAGUCCAAAUAGUCCUGGAACGAGAGUUGGAUGAGGAAGAUGGACACGAAGUGGUCCACGGCAUUCUGGAACCAAGACUGUUUCCAGACCGAGAAGCCACAGCAAUCGAGGGAUCCAAGGCAUCGAGACAAGUCACGCUGGCGAGGUCGGCAGAGUCAUCGGUUUUGGUAGAGGCGACGGUCUUGGUGGAAGCAUUGGAGUCGGUCUUGGCGGAAGGUUUGGAGUCGGUCUUUCAAUUGGCGGAAGGUUUGGAGUCGGCCAUGGUCGAAUCAACCGGAUAA